GCUGAGGGCGUGGGCGGGGACAAAUGGCUCACGUGGACCCUGGGCCGCAGCUGUCUUGGGGAGCUUGUAAGCCGCCAGGGCUGCUGUGCUUCGGGUCUGGUCACCAGAUAAGCAGAGUGGUGGGGAGAAAAGAGAGGCAAAAAGCCCUCUCAGGUUUGAGAGAAGUCAUGAGCCGUUUCCUGAAUGUGUUACGAAGCUGGCUGGUUAUGGUGUCCAUCAUAGCCAUGGGGAACACACUGCAGAGCUUCCGAGACCACACGUUUCUCUAUGAAAAACUCUACACCGGCAAGCCAAACCUUGUGAAUGGCCUCCAAGCUCGGACCUUUGGGAUCUGGACGCUGCUCUCAUCAGUGAUCCGCUGCCUCUGUGCCGUAGACAUCCACAACAAGACGCUCUACCAUGUCACACUCUGGACCUUCCUGCUCGCCCUGGGGCACUUCCUCUCUGAGUUGUUUGUAUAUGGGACUGCGGCUCCCACGAUUGGCGUCCUGGCACCCCUGAUGGUAGCAAGUAAGCACCCAGCCGCCCCAGCUCCCCCACGGGAACUGUCUGAGCCCUCGGGUCACGCACAAGGGCCAACAUCCAAGGGGUCAAGAAAGUUCUAUGUUUAUGUCAGCCACUAAUCUUCCCUCUGUGUUUAAGGUUUCUCAAUCCUGGGUAUGCUAGUCGGGCUCCGGUACCUAGAAGCAGAACCCGUAUCCAGACAGAAGAGAAACUGAGGCCAACAUUACUACCCCCAGACAUCAUCUUCCACCUUGGCUGUCCUUUUCCUUUUUCCUCUCUGCUCUUUCAUUUCUUUUAUGCUCCAUCGUCAGCUCCCUUAUCCACUUCUAGCCUUUUACUUUUUUUUGUUUAAGAAUUUUGAAGAUAAGACAUGUAUACAGAAAAGUAUAUAACAUGUAUGUACAAUUUAAAGAACCAUUUAAAAGUGAAUACUCUGUACUCUCAUCCAGAUCAAGAAAUUGCCGGCACCUCCAAAGCCCUCCCUCAGUGUGCCCUUCCCCGGCAGCCUCCUGCUGGAUCCCUUCUCCAGCUUCCUGCUUUUUUCCGUUUAUUUUCAUCCCUUGAUUUGACUCGUGUGGUGGGAACAUGUGAACUGUGAAACAAAGCUGCGGCCUCACCCAGAGCAGCUUCCACCAAGGGCUGCUUCAAGGGGUCGUCCACCCCACUGGGGCUCCUCUCUGCUGCUGGACCCAAGACUCUGAACCAUCCGAGGGACAGGGAGUUCUUCAAAGAAGAGCUCCCCCGUGAGUGAGCAUGACUCAAAAAUCCUUGUAUCUACAGAUUGAUCAGGGUUGGAAGAGUCUGGGCUGUUUUUAGACCUUCUGGUCAGCUGUAUUUGUGUAACAAAUUUUGUAAUAAAUAGAAAAACCCUCUGCUCUGA
This is a messenger RNA of Manis pentadactyla (Chinese pangolin), 1384 nucleotides long. It is a transcript of the gene ERG28, whose product is annotated as ergosterol biosynthesis 28 homolog. Gene Ontology annotation, molecular function: protein-macromolecule adaptor activity. The transcript is spliced from 4 exons. The coding region runs from base 24 to 623 and encodes 199 amino acids. The record is from RefSeq and is a predicted model, not a curated record. Lineage: Eukaryota; Metazoa; Chordata; Mammalia; Pholidota; Manidae. Gene Ontology annotation, cellular component: endoplasmic reticulum; membrane.